Messenger RNA from Oncorhynchus masou masou (cherry salmon), 5601 nucleotides. RefSeq names its product adhesion G protein-coupled receptor E1-like. The transcript is spliced from 17 exons. Gene Ontology annotation, biological process: cell surface receptor signaling pathway; adenylate cyclase-activating G protein-coupled receptor signaling pathway. Lineage: Eukaryota; Metazoa; Chordata; Actinopteri; Salmoniformes; Salmonidae. The record is from RefSeq and is a predicted model, not a curated record. Gene Ontology annotation, molecular function: calcium ion binding; G protein-coupled receptor activity. The coding region runs from base 298 to 2547 and encodes 749 amino acids. Gene Ontology annotation, cellular component: plasma membrane.
UUGAGAAAGAGAAAGAGGGAGCGGACAGAGGAGAGCAAAACAGUUGUUUUUCUAAGCCCACGGCUCACACAGAGACGUGUCUCACGAAAAGAGAGGGAAGAUUGUUUUUUUGUUUUCUUCUGUCAAUUUUCUCACACUGGAUCAUACGGAAUAAAAACCUUGUGAAACUGGGAUUAUCUUCAAUCUGAACUCAACAGUAAAACAGAUUUAAUCUCAGACUGAUUCUUCUUGUGGGACUCGUUCUAUUAGGAUCCUACUAGUUGUCUGGUGUGGAUAUCAUACCAGUCUGUCUCUGAGAUGGGGUCCAGAACUCUUCUACUUGUUCUGGGUCUUCAUUUCACUCUACUGGGGAACAUAGAGGCCAGAGAUUGCGGCCUGGGCUUCAUUGCCAAUGGGAGUCAACAAUGUGAUGAUACAGAUGAGUGUAAAGAGUGGGACAAUACCUCACCCUGUGGAAGUAAUGCCGCGUGUUUCAACACAUGGGGAAGCUUCUACUGUCACUGUCUACCUGGGUUCAGAUCCACAACGACUUUCAAGUUUACUCCUUUCGCUGGGGAGUGUAAGGACCUCAAUGAGUGCCUGGAGAAACCACCGGUUUGUGGCAGCAACACCAUUUGCCUCAACACCAUCGGGAGCUUCAACUGCCAAUGUCAACCUGGGUUCAGAGUUACUGACACUGGACACUGUGCAGACAUAGAUGAGUGUAAUGAGAUCGCUGGUAUCUGUGGAGUGGGCGGGGACUGCCAGAACCAGAAAGGAAGCUACAGUUGCCUCUGUCGCCCUGGAUACAGUAACUACGACAACAAACAGGCUCAGUGCUCAGUACUGACCUGUGACCAGUUCAAAGCGAAUGAGACUCCUGGACAGAAUGUCCCAGGUUUAGCUGGUCUCCUGUCUCUGAUGAGGAACAGCUGUCUGGCGUUAAGUAACUCUGGGGAAGCAGCCGGAGGGAGACUGACUGGAGAGGUGUUACUGGAGAAUGUCUUCACAGAGAUGGACGGCCUCUUGUCUCACGCUAUCCUAAACAACAGCCGGGAGGUGAGUGGUUUGCUAGGCACUGUGGAAGACACCAUGAGGUUCAUCGGGCCGCAGCUCAGAGACACCCACACCACCAUGGAGACAGACCACACAGCGACUGAGCUUGCAGUGAGGAGGGGACAGACUCCGCCCACUGGGCCAAUCAGCCUGGCCAAUGACAACGCUCGGCUGGACACCAGCUGGGAGACAGCCAUCGGCAACGGGACAUACCCAGGUUUCGCUCUGGCUGGGUUGGUGUGUUACAAGACAGUGGAGAAAUCUGUCAACAACUCCUUCCAGUACCUCACUGACACAGACAGAAAAACAGACACCGCAACCGCCACAGCAUCAAAGCCCAACUACCAGAUCAGUUCCAAGGUGGUAACAGCCUUUGUCAGUAACCCAGCAACAGACCACCUCACCCAGCCUGUCAUCCUCACCUUCAGAAAUCUACAGGUGAGGGCGGAGUCAGUGGAGAUGAACUACACCUGUGUGUUCUGGUCGGAGGGGCGUGUUCAGGAAGAGGGAGGGGCGUGGUCAAGUCGUGGCUGUACCAAAGUCACGUCUAACUCUACACACACCGUGUGUUCGUGUUCCCACCUUAGCAGCUUUGCUGUUCUCAUGGCCCUCUACCCUAUAAAGAACACCUUUGAGCUGUGUCUGUUGACGUGGCUGGGUCUGUCGGUGUCUGUGGUGUGUCUGUUGCUGUGCAUCCUGACCUUCUGGCUGUGUCGGUCCAUCCAGGGGACACGCACCACCAUCCACCUCCACCUCUGUGUCUGCCUCUUCAUCGCUGACCUCGUCUUCCUCAGCGGUAUCUCUCACACACAGAGCAAGGGAGGAUGUGGGUUUGUAGCAGGUCUCCUCCACCUGUUCUUCCUAGGAUCCUUCAGUUGGAUGUUGUUAGAGGGGGUUCAGCUCUAUCGCAUGGUGGUCCUGGUCUUCAACACUACCAUAAGACCUCUGUACCUGUAUACUGUGGGAUAUGGACUGCCACUGGCUAUAGUCAUCAUCUCUGCUAUCACCUACCCAGAUGGAUACGGUACCACACAACACUGUUGGUUGUCUCUGGAGAGAGGAUUCAUCUGGAGUUUCUUCGGCCCAGUGUGCACCAUCAUCAUCCUCAACGCUUUCUUCUUCAUCAUCACUGUCUGGAGGCUGGCCCAGAAGUUCUCUAGUCUCAACCCUGACCUCUCCAACCUACACAAGAUCAAGGUGUUCACAGUGACAGCAGUGGCCCAGCUGUGUGUGUUGGGUACUAUGUGGAUAUUUGGAGUGUUCCAGUUCCAAGAGGAGGGGACAGUGGUCAUGACAUAUCUCUUCACUAUCCUCAACUCUCUACAGGGAGCACUGCUGUUCAUCAUGCACUGCCUCCUGAACAAAACGGUUAGAGAGGAGUAUUGCAAGCUGCUGUCCUGUAUCUGUACACCACAGAAGAAGAGAUACUCAGAGGUCAGCACCACCAACCCUUCUUCCAGCCAAUCCCAGGGGUCAAGGAGCGCAGAGAACACGGGGGAGUCGCAGAUAUGACGUCACCAAACCCCCAUAAUGCACCUCUUUACCCCUCCUCCCACGACAAAGGUUCCCACUAGAUGGCCAAACUGUAAAGUCAAAAUGGUCAAUAUCGUAAACAUUUAUGAAAACAAAUAUUCGCGUUUAGCGGUUUGGUUAAGAUAUAUUGUAGAAAUGGGAAGUGUUUCUGAUUUAGUAUCUUGGCCAGAUAGUGACACACCAGAAACAUUCAGCCCGAGGAUAGUACUGUUCAGACCAAGUUAGUAGAAAAUGUGUCCAACUAGCCCGCCAGAUAGUAAAAAUGGUAGUCCACUAGCCAGGUUGGCCAGAGCCCAAAAUCCUUCCGUUCCAUCCCUGAUUAGACACUUCAUAUCAAACUUGAUGUAAAUUAACCACUGUCUUAUCAAGCAUUUGGUUAUCCAAUCAGAAGGUAUGUGAUCUUCAUGUCAUCCAAUAGGAAUGAGUAUGAUCUUUAUGUCAUCCAAUUAGAAGUUCUAUGAUCUUCAUGUCAUCCAAUAGGAAUCCAUAUGGUCUUUAUGUCAUCCAAUCAGAAGUUACACGAUCUUCAUGUCAUCCAAUAGGAAUGAGUAUGAUCUUUAUGUCAUCCAAUUAGAAGUUAUAUGAUCUUCAUGUCAUCCAAUAGGAAUCCAUAUGGUCUUUAUGUCUUCCAAUUAGAAGUUACAUGAUCUUCAUGUCAUCCAAUAGAAAUCUAUAUGAUAUUUAUGUCAUCCAAUACGAAUCUAUAUGCUAUUUAUGUCAUCCAAUAGGAAUCUAUAUGAUAUUUAUGUCAUCCAAAUGGAAUCUAUAUUAUAUUUAUGUCAUCCAAUAGGAAUCUAUAUGAUCUUCAUGUCAUCCAAUAGGAAUCUAUAUGAUCUUCAUGUCAUCCAAUAGAAAUCCUCUUUUUGAAAAUGUUCACAACCACAAAAGAAAGGUACUAUUUUCCACCACUUGGAUGACGUCAUAAACGUGAUGAACAGAAGCUUUCUUCCUUUACAUGAAUGUGAUACAUUUAUAGUCAUAUUUAUUACCAAGAGAACAAGAAAGGGGGACUUUUCUACACGAUUAAAUCCAGAGGGAUUUAGAAAAACAUUAAGUGAAGAUAUGUGUUAGUUGGGACCUAAUGGACUGUUUUACUGUAAAUGUGUAUUGAUCUUUAACACUUUUUAAAUAACAUUUAAGAAUAAGUCUUUAUAAAUGAAUAUACAUGUUUAUAAAUUAUUAUAAAUGUUGUACAUUUUUUAUGAAUGGAAGGCUGGUAAUAUUUACACAUUCUUAUAAAUGUUUACAAAUAUAAUUGUAAAUAGUUUAUAAAUCGUUAAAAGGUUUAUUCAUGAUAGUUAUUUUAAAGUGCUACCAUUGACACCUCUAUGUAUAUAAUGAGAUAAUAUAAGAUUUGUUGCGAUCACUUGCAGGGCUUCUGUCCAAAAACAGCAUUUAUCAACAGGAUUUUAGAAAUCAGGAGGGAAUAAACAGGAAAUCCGGAUUCUCCAACUGGGAUUGUCACUCAUGGCUCCACCUUAUCACUGGCCAACGAAAUAUAGUGUAGCAAUCCUGACCUGGACUUAAACCUGGGUAAGGCAACUGUUAACCUAACAAAUGAGCCGCUAUGCCAAGAGAUCCGAACAGCUUGACGAGGUUGCUAGGUGUUGGGUUAAAGUUGUUUCAAUAGUUGUAUAGGUUUAGGAAUAAAGUAGUAGCAAUGUACUGUACAGUUCUGCCAUUGUAGAGGUCUUUAGGCACAGAUCUAGGAUCAGAACACAGUAAAUGUACUGUACAGUUCUGCCAUUGUAGAGGUCUUUAGGCACAGAUCUAGGAUCAGAAUACAGUAAAUGUACUGUACAGUUCUGCCAUUGUAGAGGUCCUUAGGCACAGAUCUAGGAUCAGAACACAGUAAAUAUACUGUACAGUUCUGCCAUUGUAGAGGUCCUUAGGCACAGAUCUAGGUUCAGAAUACAGUAAAUUACUAUACAGUUCUGCCAUUGUAGGGGUCCUUAGGCACAGAUCUAGGAUCAGCUUACCCAACCCAAAACCUAACUUAAAGGGCUAUCCAGGAUUGGUACAUCCAGUUUUUUUUUACUUUUAAAUUAUUGAUUUAUUGCUCUUGGUUCUCGUAGAAUAUAACUUAAAACUGCCUUGUGACCAGGUCAACAGUCCUUCCCCAUCAGAACAUUGUAGAAUAUAAUUUAAAACUGCCUUGUGACCAGGUCAACAGUCGUUCCCCAUCAGAACAUUGUAGAAUAUAACUUAAAACUGCCUUGUGACCAGGUCAACAGUCCUUCCCCAACAGAACAUUGUAGAAUAUAAUUUAAAACUGCCUUGUGACCAGGUCAACAGUCCUUCCCCAUCAGAACAUUGUAGAAUAUAACUUAAAACUGCCUUGUGACCAGGUCAACAGUCCUUCCCCAUCAGAACAUUGUAGAAUAUAAUUUAAAACUGCCUUGUGACCAGGUCAACAGUCGUUCCCCAUCAGAACAUUGUAGAAUUUAACUUAAAACUGCCUUGUGACCAGGUCAACAGUCCUUCCCCAUCAGUACCCCAACUAUAAGCUUGUUUUCACUCCAUUGUUUGUACACAUGUAAAGGUUAAAAAACAUGGUUAAAAGUAUCCUGUUGAUCUCAUGGAUGGUCAGUCCUUGCAUCCAGAGAUCCAUCUGUGAUGUUGAGAGUGGUUAAAUCUAUCCAGGCCCAUCCCUCAGCUGUUAACCACAACAAGUGGUGGGAUGACCUGUUAGUUGCUUUUUAAAUCCCAGACUGCCCCUUUAAGGUUCCACCACAGAACUUGGUCUCAGAAUAACCAUGGAGAUUCAGUAGAGUCUUAAAACAAUCUAAACAAAGUCUACAUUCAAUAUUGUAUGUUUUAUAUUCUAUUCUGUUGCACUUUUACAAGUUGUGUAUUUUAUACUUUUAAAGAAUGUACCAUUUCCAAUACAUUUUAUCAAGCAUUCUGAAUGUAAGCACUUAGUGUUGUACUUGACUGUGUACUCUGUAGUGUGUGUGUGUGGGUGUGUUUGGGUGUGAGAGAGAGAGGAUGUGUUUACAUUUUUUUUGACACAAUAAAUCGUUGCGACAAUAA